Rhinocladiella mackenziei CBS 650.93 is the source of this 1539-nucleotide messenger RNA. RefSeq lists its product as uncharacterized. NCBI's taxonomy places the organism in Eukaryota, Fungi, Ascomycota, Eurotiomycetes, Chaetothyriales, Herpotrichiellaceae. The transcript is spliced from 5 exons. Gene Ontology annotation, molecular function: protein binding; protein serine/threonine phosphatase activity. Gene Ontology annotation, cellular component: nucleus; cytosol. Bases 1 to 1539 code for a protein of 512 amino acids. The record is from RefSeq and is a predicted model, not a curated record.
AUGACUUCAACUGCCGAUCGAGCCGCCGCCACAGCACUCAAGGUCAAAGGCAACAAGGCCUUUUCCGAACAUGACUGGCCAACUGCUAUUGACUACUAUACCAAGGCAAUAGAAAAGCACGACUCUGAUCCCUCAUUCUAUUGCAAUCGAGCUCAGGCAAACAUCAAGCUCGAGGCAUACGGCUAUGCCAUUGCUGAUGCCACCAAGGCUCUUGAACUCGACAAAAAUUACAUCAAGGCGUAUUGGAGACGAGCGAUUGCCAACACUGCCAUACUGAAUUCUCAAGAUGCUCUCCGAGACUUCAAGACCGUCGUCAGAAAAGAACCCAACAACAAGGAAGCGAGAUUAAAACUUGCGGAAUGUGAAAAGCUGGUCAAGAAAAUACAAUUUUUAAAGGCGAUCGAAGUAAAAGAUCCUCCGUCGGCGUUUGAAGGACUCGACUUGGACUCAAUAGAGGUCGACCAAACAUAUGAUGGCGUUCGACUGCAAGACGAGAUGACGCAAGAAUUCAUUGAUGACAUGACUGAGCGCUUCAAAAAUGGCAAGAAGAUCCACAAGAAAUACGUAUUCCAGAUCAUCAAGGCGGUUCGAGAUAUUGUGUACGACGAGCCAACACUGGUGGAGAUGGAAGUGGCCCCAGACACGAAACUGACAGUUUGCGGAGAUACACACGGACAAUUUUUCGAUUUGUUGGAGAUCUUCCGGCUGAAUGGCUAUCCUGCGGACAAACAUGCAUACUUAUUUAAUGGCGAUUUCGUGGAUCGUGGAUCGUGGUCAACAGAAAUUGCACUGCUACUGUAUGCGUACAAAUGGUUACGACCUAAGUCCUUCUUCCUGAAUCGAGGCAACCAUGAAACCGACGACAUGAAUCGGGUCUAUGGGUUCGAAGGUGAAUGCAAGGCCAAAUACAACGAGAAGACAUUCAAGCUGUUCUCCGAGUCAUUCUCAGCCCUUCCUUUGGCAACAUUAAUCAGCAAGAAAUACCUCACGUUACAUGGUGGUUUGUUUUCCGACGACACAAUCUCACUGGAUGAUAUCCGGAAACUGGACAGACAUGUUCAACGGCAACCUGGACAGCAAGGUUUGAUGAUGGAAAUGCUGUGGACCGAUCCUCAACCUCAGAACGGACGAGGACCCAGCAAGAGAGGUGUUGGAUUACAGUUUGGUCCAGACGUGACGAAGAAAUUCUGCGAAAACAAUGGACUGGAGGCUGUGAUUCGAAGUCACGAGGUGAGAAUGGAUGGGUACGAAGUUGAGCACGAUGGGAAAUGCAUCACCGUUUUCUCUGCACCGAAAUACUGCGAUACGACGGAGAACAAAGGUGCUUACAUCAAUAUCGGACCCGAAUUGAAGCUCGAAUACCACCAAUUCGAGGCAGUACCGCAUCCGGAUAUCAAGCCUAUGGCAUAUGCGCAAAACUCAUUGAUGGCGAUGAUAAUCCUUGAAUCCUCUGCGAAAGAUCCGUCGCGGCUCAAGGACACCGGUCAGACUCCUUAUCCAGCCCGAAACGGGGAGUUGGCGUGUUUAGUACAACGCUAG